Morus notabilis is the source of this 1565-nucleotide messenger RNA. RefSeq names its product protein-S-isoprenylcysteine O-methyltransferase A. NCBI's taxonomy places the organism in Eukaryota, Viridiplantae, Streptophyta, Magnoliopsida, Rosales, Moraceae. Gene Ontology annotation, cellular component: endoplasmic reticulum; membrane. Gene Ontology annotation, molecular function: protein C-terminal S-isoprenylcysteine carboxyl O-methyltransferase activity. The coding region runs from base 545 to 1138 and encodes 197 amino acids. The transcript is spliced from 2 exons. Gene Ontology annotation, biological process: C-terminal protein methylation. The record is from RefSeq and is a predicted model, not a curated record.
CGAACGGGAGGUUAUUGGCUGGAAAAGGUCGAAGAUAUCCUUCUCCUUCUUCUUCUCCUUCUGCUUCUAAUUUUCUUCUUGCUUUUCGAUGUGGUGACUAACAUCCAAACUCCUAAAGUCCAAUCUCGUAAAGCAAUUCUUCUGGUUCGAAUUCGCUGCUCUCGUCUAAGAAUCUGGUACAGUUUUCGUCUUUAAUCUCGGAGGAAUUGGGGGGUAGAGUUUCGCUGCUGAGGAAUUGGAAGUAACGCCACCUUCGAUUGUUCUCAUUCUGGUCCCUGCGUUCCUUUCCUUGCCUCUAUUCCGAUCGAAAAGAAGAUGUUAUGAGUGAUGUGGAGACACAAAUUCCAUCAUUGAUGCCAACUGGCUCUUCAUAUUUUUCAGGUCUGAAGUUAAAUCUUCAAUGGGCAAGUUGCCUAGUUGGGUAAUGUAGGUUUCACAAAAAAAGUGACAAACUAGUCCUUCACUUAGACAGUUAAGUAAUGUAGGUUUGACCCAAGUGCUACAUUGGAGAGAAUUUGCUUGGCCUUUACUCUUACUGUCGAAAAUGAUGGAAGUCCUCACUCCCACUGCUCGCAUACAGUUGUCCGAGAUGUUUUUAGCAGUAUUCUUUUUCCAUAGUUCCGAGUACCUAUUAGCGACCGGCUUUCAUGGGCGGGCCAAUGUUACUCUUGGAUCUCUUCUCAUCAGCCAAAACUAUCUUAUCGCGAUGAUCUUCUCGUUGGUCGAGUAUUUGACUGAAGUCCGUCUCUUCCCUCAACUGAAGGAACACUGGUGGAUUAGCAUCUUUGGGCUUGUGAUGGUUGUGGUUGGGGAAAUUGUUCGUAAGAUGGCGAUCAUAACUGCCGGUACAGCCUUCACUCACAUGAUUAGGACUCGUCCUGACGAGCAUCACGAACUAGUUACACGCGGAAUCUAUAGAUAUAUACGCCAUCCAGGAUAUUCUGGUUUCUUCAUAUGGUCAGUCGGCACCCAGAUAAUGCUUUGUAAUCCGGUGUCGUCGAUUGGGUUUGCGAUCGUUGUUUGGCGCUUCUUUUAUCAACGAAUACCAUAUGAAGAGUAUUUCUUGAGGCGGUUUUUCGGCUUGCAGUACGAUGCAUAUGCAAGGCGCGUUCAUUCUGGUGUGCCAUUCGUAAGGUAAAAACAGCAGAGCUAAAUUCAUUUUGAUUAAAUUUUGUAGUUCUUUUGCCGCUUUUUUCAAGGGCUUGGAUUUUUGAAGCUUUAAGUUUUAACAUAUAAACUGGUGCCAAGAGUGAUGGAGCUUUUUAUCUUCUUCCACUGUAUCUAAAUCAUUGGCUUAGGUGGUAAUGCCAGUCCGGUUUCUGGUGAUAGCUUAUCUAGGGUAGACAAAACCCAUCAGAGUUGAUGACAUCCAAUAAGUUAUAUCUGAAUGCAGUAAGCCUGUAAAGUCUAUAUCCCAAAAACUUGCAUUUUCUAUGACUAAGUGGACGUUUAGUUUAUAGAUUCAUAAUUAUGAUUUAGAACUAUUUUCGGUUUACGUGUGUUUUUUGUGAGAGAAAAUAUUGUAGCGAGUCACGAACAAUGAUUCGAACUAUAAGUAAGGCUAU